Molecule: messenger RNA, 3678 nt
Organism: Phlebotomus papatasi
Lineage: Eukaryota; Metazoa; Arthropoda; Insecta; Diptera; Psychodidae
Gene: tst
Product: SKI2 subunit of superkiller complex protein
Exons: 3
Coding region: 103-3582 (1159 amino acids)
Biological process (GO): nuclear-transcribed mRNA catabolic process, 3'-5' exonucleolytic nonsense-mediated decay
Cellular component (GO): Ski complex
Molecular function (GO): RNA helicase activity; RNA binding; ATP binding
Source: RefSeq, a predicted model, not a curated record
GUUGGGUAGUGUAUUGAGUGUGAAUUAAAGUGUCCUAACCUAAAAAAAAACGUGUUUGUUGUUUUUUUGUAAUUUAAUAAUUUUAUUGCUUUUUAAUUGAAAAUGGAAGUACCAGACAAUCUGCGGGAUUACAUUGUUAAUCCCUUCCUGGAAUUGCUUGAAAACAUGCCUAUGGAAUGUUUACCUUCAGAAUCCAAUCCGGACAAUGUUUUUGACAUCUCUGAGCCUCUCCUGGGAACAACCCUGAAGGCAAAACGAUGUGAUGUGACCGGAGAGGUAAUUGAUUUUCUUGAAAUUGACAUUGCAAAUCCUGACAGCCGUCCGGAUAACUCAAUGUCAUUCCAACGAGCACCGGAUGUGAGUGGCAAGAGAUCUGUACGUGGUUCAUCAACUAACUACCCCUUCUGGCCCGGUGGCUUUGACGAAGAAUCUGAUGAGGAGCAAGAAGCUGAGGAGUAUCCAGAGGAAGAUGGACAACUCUUGACAUUGGCACCAACAAUGACUCAUGGUAUCUCCAGUACUGCUGAUGAUAUUGAAGAGGCACUUGAGAAUUUGAAAAUUGACCAAAUAGAUUACACAGACUUGAUAAAUAGCAAUCCUAUUGCUAAUCUCUGGGCAAGGAAAACUUCAUUGGAAGAUGGUAAAGAUAGGAAAAAGAAGCCGGAAGUGCUGAAAUUGAGCAAUGCAAAGGAUUUGAAGACAAUUGAGACAAAAUGGGCAGUUCUUGUGGAUACUAAUCAAGCCAUUCCGGCUGCAACAACUGAACCUGCUCUGGUUUUCCCAUUCAAACUGGAUAAUUUCCAAAAACAUGCCAUCCAUCAAUUGGAGGAUCACAAUCAUGUUUUCGUGGCAGCUCAUACGUCUGCCGGGAAGACAGCUGUAGCUGAGUAUGCUAUCGCCCUGAGUCUGAAGCAUCACACAAAGGCAAUUUACACCUCUCCGAUCAAGGCACUGUCCAAUCAGAAAUAUCGAGAUUUCAAAAAGUCCUUCAAGGAUGUCGGUCUCAUCACGGGGGAUGUUCAGAUUGAUUCUGAUGCCUCGUGCUUGAUCAUGACAACAGAAAUCUUGCGUUCAAUGCUUUACUGUGGAAGUGAAAUAGCCAGAGAUUUGGAAUAUGUGAUUUUCGACGAAGUACACUAUAUCACUGAUGCUGAUCGCGGGCAUGUCUGGGAGGAAGUUCUAAUCCUCCUGCCAGCCAAUGUGACUAUUGUCAUGUUGAGUGCUACAGUUCCCAAUACCCUGGAAUUUGCCUCCUGGGUGGGUCAGACAAAGAAAAAGAAGGUGUAUGUUGUAAGUACCCUUAAGCGCCCCAUUCCCCUCAAGCACUACCUCUACGUGCCAUUUGUGGCCAAGAAUAAGGAAGAAAUCCAUCUGAUCCUAGACGAAAAUAGUCGAUUUCUCAUCAAGGGUCAUGCAGAUGCUGUUGCCCUCAAAGAAACAACUUCGGCCAAAAUUGGUCGGAAACUCACGAGAAACCAGGAAAAAACCAUGUGGGAGAAAUUGGUGGGUUUCCUGAGGAAGACAGACAAGCUCCCCGUGGUGGCUUUUACCCUCUCACGGAAUCGCUGUGACAUGAAUGCUGAAUCGAUGAGAGGAUGCGAUUUGUGCACAAACAAGGAAAAAGGCAUAAUCAAUAGCUUCUUCAUGAAAUGCCUGCAGAGCCUAAAGCCUCCCGACAGGAACUUGCCACAAGUAAAAAAUUUGCAGUACUACCUCGAGAGAGGCUAUGGAGUUCAUCAUUCGGGAAUUUUGCCAAUUCUCAAGGAAAUUGUAGAAAUGCUCUUCCAAUGUGGCCUCGUGAAGCUACUCUUUGCCACUGAAACCUUCGCAAUGGGCGUCAAUAUGCCAGCUAGGACAGUCAUAUUUGACUCUGACAGGAAAUUCGACGGAACUGAGGUGAGACAGCUUCAUCCGGCAGAAUAUACACAAAUGGCCGGACGAGCUGGUCGCCGUGGACUGGAUGAAAAUGGAACAGUAAUUCUUAUCUGCAAGGCCGAAAAGGUGCCAGAUGUAGCAGUGCUCCAGGGAAUGAUGUUGGGAAAACCAAUGCGCCUAGAGUCCCAAUUUAAACUAACUUACGCCAUGAUUCUCAAUCUCUUGCGCGUGGAGAGGGUAUCAGUGGUGGAUAUGAUGUCACACAGCUAUCGAGAAUUCCAUUCACAGCAGAAACUCCCAGAGAAUCGAGCAAAACUCCGAGAGAUUCAGCAGGAAUUUGCUGCACUUGAACCUCUCGGUGAUAACAUGAAUCAUAUCUGUGAAUUCUAUGAUGUGGCAUCUGAAUAUUUCUCAUGUUUGGAUCGUGUCAAUGAAGAAGUUUUCAAGCAUCCUGAUGUGAAAAAGAAACUCCAACCAGGAAGACUAGUUGUGAUAACAAAGGGUAAUCUCUGCAACAAUUUAGCAGCAAUUCUCACGGUAAAUGAUGCUCAGCGAAAGGAAAUGGAGCUAAAAGUGGCAGUUUUGGGUGAUGCCGGAGUAUCGGAAAGUAGUGAAAAGGAAGACUUUUGGCAUCGAUUGCUCUCUCUUGUCACGAUGGGGAAAAUUCAUGUGCCGGAAAAUGUGGCAUCAUUCACAAUUCUCACGGUGAAAUUGAAGCACAUUGUGGAAAUUGUCAAUAGCACAGUUAAAGUACAAUCAUCAACUGUGAUCCAGAAUUGGGAACAGAAACAGAUGGAGCGCUUUAAGGAUGCUCCAUGGGGACCGAGUUCUUUGAAACUUGUCGCUGAUUUGAAUCAUGUCAUCGAGGAAGCUUCAAAAGUUGACUUUAUCAAUCUCUAUGAAACUAUCCCACUCUCUGCAGUUGAUAACUUAAAGGAGCUCAAUAUCCACCGUCAAAGACUUGCAAAUUCUCUUGCAUGUACAAAAGUCAGUAAUUUCCGUGAGCAAUUCCGCAAAGUUUUCGAGCGAAAGAUGAUAGAACAGCGUCUGCAGCAUCUCAAGUAUAUCACUUCCAAGGACAAUAUGGCCCUGUAUCCGGACUAUUGCAACAAACUCGAAGUCCUACGUGAGAUGCACUAUAUUGAUGAGCAAAACAAUAUCACCAUGAAGGGAAGGGUGGCAUGUGAAAUGGGAUCAAAUGAACUCAUUCUCACGGAAAUCAUCUUUCGCAAUAUCAUUUCGAAUUUGGAACCGGCAGAAAUUUCUGCUCUCCUCUCGGGAUUGGUGUUUCAGGCAAAGACAGAAGCUACUCCCAAUUUAACCACGAAUCUCAAGGAAGGAAUUAAGAUAGUUGAAGCAAUUAAUGAUGAAAUCUUCAAUCUUGAGCAGAAGCAUCGGGUUUCAACAUCCUUAGAUGCUCAAGCAAAGCCCCAUUUGAAUUUUGGACUUGUGGAAGUGGUUUACGAAUGGGGAAGGGAUAAACCCUUUGCCGAUAUAAAAGAACUCACUGAUGUCCAGGAAGGUAUCAUUGUGAGAUGCAUUCAGCAACUUCAUGAAAUUCUUCUCAAUAUUAAAGAUGCCUCGAGAGUUUUUGGUGAUCCGGUGCUACAUAAAAAAAUGGAAGAUGUCUCCAAUGCCAUCAAAAGGGAUAUUGUCUUUGCAGCUAGUUUGUACACGCAAAAAGAUGCUGGAUUAAUUGUAUCUUAAGGAAGGAAGGAAAGGUGUUCAGCAAGGGCUGAGCAAAUCAAGAAAAAAAACUGAAGUUUUUGAAUUAUAAAUAAAAUUAUUUUAAGAAUUUUAAAA